CGUUAGUUCUUAGAAAAUCAGUUAUGAAAAUAGUUAAGAAAUAACAAAAGGAUAUCAUUUAAUUUACGAUGUGCUAAAUUCCUAACAGUGCCUUAAAGUUAUAGUGCAAUAUUAUCAUUAACUCAUGAAGUGUAAAAAAAUCGGUCUUAUUUUGUUUUCAUUAUGACGAAGCGCCGAAGAAUAGUUCAAGCUGACAAAAUAAUACAAAAUGUUAUAAAUGUAUUUUGUUUAUUAAUGUUUUUACAAUUAAAGGGUUAUUACUCGAGCAUAAGUAAUCCAGUGUUAUUAUAUACGACGGCUUCCGAUAUUCGAGUAACGAAUACUUCAAAAUUAAGCAAAAUUAAUGCAAUAAUUAAAGGCUUAGAACAAGGCUCUGCUGUCGAUUUUCUGUACAGAAAGAGCUUAGUAUGCUGGUCUGAUCAGACGGCGGAAUUGAUACAAUGUAUGGAAUACAACAACACACAUUCUGGAGAGAAAGUGAGGCUCGUAUCAAAAGGCUUAAUUACUCCAACGGGUAUUGCAAUUGACUGGUACACAGAGAAGAUAUAUUGGACAGAUGGUGAAACUAAUAGAAUAGAAGUAAUUAGUAUAGACCAAAAGUACAGAAAGGUGUUGUUCUGGACUGACGUUGACCUCGCUAGAGCUAUUGCAGUAGUACCUAAGGAAGGAUUAAUGUUCUGGACCGAUUGUGGUGAAAUACCGAAAAUCGAAAGAGCUGGAAUGAAUGGUGAUCCAGCAACACGAAAAGUUAUAGUAAAAGAUGAUAUUUUCUGGCCAAACGGUAUAACAGUUGACUAUAAUAACAAUCUGAUAUACUGGGUUGAUUCCAAGCUACAAUUCUUUGAUGUUAUGGACUUCAAUGGAAAUAAUAGAAAAAAAGUUGUAAGAGAGGGAUUGAAAUAUCCAUAUGCUUUAACAUUUUUCAAUGACAGGCUAUUUUGGAUUGAUUGGAAAACUCUAGUUAUAAAUACGUUGGAUGUUACAACAAAUGGUGCUAUAAAGGAACUAAUCAAAUCAGAUUCAGUUCCUGUUGAUAUUAAGGUAUUUGACAACAGCAGACAAUUGAUGCCCAGUGGAGAUUAUCCUUGUAAAACCAAUGAAGAUUGUUCACAUUUGUGCCUUUUAGCACCCAAUCCACCAGGAUAUGUGUGUGCUUGUCCGACUGGUGUAAAGCUAAAGGAGGGUAGUAACACAACCUGCUAUGAUGGCCCACAGUCAUUUCUACUAGUAGCUCAAAGAUCUGUCAUAUCAAGGAUUUCACUUGACACACCAGACUUCACACCCUUUACUCUACCUCUGAAGGAUUUAAAGAGAGCACUCACUAUUGACUUUGAUCCCAAAACUGAAUAUAUAUACUGGGCAGACAGUUUGUCCAAGACGAUAUCGCGCGCGCGGCUGGACGGCAGCGAUCAGAGCGCCGUGGUGCGCAGCGGCGGCGUGCCCGAGAGCAUCGCCAUCGACGCGCUGGCGCGCAACCUGUACUGGACCGACCCCGUGGCCGACACCAUCAGCGUCGCGCGCCUCGACGGCAGCGCCACCAAGGUUCUAAUCCACGACGAACUGUACAACCCGCGGGCCAUCGCGCUGCACCCGACGGCCGGCUGGAUGUUUUGGUCCGACUGGAAUGAGAAGAAGCCCAAGAUCGAACGAGCCAAUUUGGAUGGAACCAACAGAAUUUUGCUGAUAUCAGAGAAACUCACCUGGCCUAAUGGAAUUGCUUUAGAUACUGUUAAUAAUAAAUUAUAUUGGGGUGAUGGAAGAACUCACAAAAUUGAGGUUUGCGAUAUGGAUGGGUCGAACAGGCGGGAACUAUUAUGUAGUUACAGUGAUAUUUUACACAUUUUCGGGUUGACCCUACUUGGCGAACAUCUAUAUUGGACAGACAUGCAAAGACGAACAUUAGAUAUGAUCAACAAAGACACGGGUUUAGAGAGACAACCUGUUGUGGAACAAAUGGCUAAUAUGAUGGGUGUUAAGGCGUUUCGUUUGGGAGAACCACUCGGACACAAUCCAUGUGUAGACAAUAAUGGAGGAUGCUCAUAUCUCUGCUUUAACAGACCUAAUGACUAUGUGUGCAGCUGUCCACUAGGUUUGGAGCUCGCAAGCGAUCGAAAGACGUGCAUCGAGCCAGAAGCAUUUCUCAUAUAUAGCAGAAAAAACGUAAUCGGUCUGAUCAGUAUAGAAAAUGAGAACAACGACGCUGUGCUCCCGAUACGAGAAUUGAAAGAAGUCAGUGCUUUAGCUGUUCACGUGUCAGGCUCGAAGAUAUACUGGUCCGAUAGCAAAACGAAAACAAUAAAUCGUUGCUCUGUAAAUGGAUCAGACGUAGAAAAAAUACUGGAAUGGAUGGGCUUAGUUGAAGGCUUAGCAAUCGAUUGGUCCGGUCAGAACAUCUACUGGACCGAUUCAGCAACACAACGGAUCGAAGUGGCGAGGUUGGACGGAUCGAGCAGACGGACUCUCAUCUGGCAAGGUCUCAAAAAACCUAAAAGCAUCGUGCUCGACCCUCGCAAGGGCUACAUGUACUGGUCCGAGCUGGGCUCGCGGAGCAUCAAGCGCGCCGCCAUGGACGGCUCGGCGGCGGCGCUGCAGGUGGAGGCGGCGGGGCGCGCGCACGCGCUGGCGCUGGACCGCGCGGCGCGCGCGCUGUACUGGGCCGCGCUCGACCCGCCCGCGCUCGAGCGCGCGCCGCUCGACGGCUCCGCGCGCCGCCUGCUGGCCGCCGACGUGCCCAUGCCCUACGCGCUGGCGCUCUACGCCGACCGCGUCUUCUGGGGCGACUGGAACACCGGAUUAAUAGAAUCGGCGACUAAAUUGAACGGCACGGACAGGAAGACGAUCCACACGCAACUGGACUACAUAUCGGACCUGAAGGUGUACCACCGCGCCCGCGACUCGCUGCCCAACCAGUGCGGCGUGGACAACGGCGGCUGCACCCACCUGUGCCUGCCGCUGCCCAACAACGACUACCGCUGCGCCUGUCCCACGCACUACCGCCUCAACAGGGACAACCUCACUUGUUCCGAACCCGAAGAGUUUUUGUUGUUCGCACAAAAAAACGCCGUGGGUCGAAUUGUAGUCGCAAACGGAGAGUGCAACGACGCAUUCAUACCCCUGACCAGUCUUAAAAGCGUGCGAGCCAUAGAGUUUGACCCUAUUGACAGAUAUCUUUACUGGAUGGACGACGAAUCGCAUUCAAUCCGACGAGUACCUAUCUCGUACUCGACCACAUCUGCUAUAACUGACUCCACGACGGUCGUCACAGGCCUCUCGAGACCGUUUCACAUGGCCCUAGACGUGUUGGGGCGAGCUUUGUACUGGACAUGUCUCGAUACGGACUCGAUCAAUGCAACUUCUAUCGACAACAAUUCCUCAGUCGGCGUCAUAAUAAGAGGCGACAAAAUGAUGCCGAGACACUUGGCCUUCCAUCAGACUAAAAGGGUGCUGAUCUGGAGCGACGCAGGCUUGGGCGCCAUCAUGCGAGCCAGCGUGGACGGCACCGCCCGCAGCGAGCUGGCGCGCGUGGCCAACGUCACCGCGCUGGCCGUGGAGCAGUCCUCCGCCACCGUGUACUGGGCCGUGGCGCGGCAGAUACACGCCAUCGACCUCGACUCCGUCGGCAGCAAACGAGUGGUGUGGCAAGGUGGCUGGGUGGGCGCGCUGGCGGCGUACGGCGGCUCGCUCUACCUCUGCGGGAGUGAGCGAGCGCCUAUGCGGCUGCCGCUCCACCGACGAGACGCACCCGCCGCGCCGCUGCCGCACCUCGCGCGCCUCGUGGCCGCCGUGCCCGUGCACAGGGUGGCGCGCGAGCACCCGUGCUACGGGGGGCGCGCCUGCGGUGGCGCGCCGGGCUCGUGUGGCGCGGGCGGCGCGUGUGGCUGCGGCCUGCACUGCGCCGCGCGCCGUGCCUGCGCACCCGACCACUUCCUGUGCGACGCACCCGACGCGCACUGCAUCCCGAUGGAGUGGAAAUGUGACGGCCAACGCGACUGCCCCGACGGGUCGGACGAGGCUCGCUGCGACGCCUGUGCCGGGUUGCGCUGCGCCGACGGCUCGUGUGCCGCCGCUCUCGGUGCCUGUGCCACCGGCGCCUACUGCGCGCACAAACCGCUGCCCGACGCGUUCCGAUGCGACGAACGCCUGUGUCUGGCGCCGCGACUGCUGUGCGACGGUCGUGCGCACUGCGAGGACGGCGCGGACGAGGCGCCCGCCGCGUGCGGAUACGUGCACAAGGACCAGGUGGUGGCUCGCGGCGGCGGGCAGUCACACGCGCUGGUGGCGUGCGGCGUGGUGGUAGGCGCGGGCGCGGCUUUAGCGGGCGCGUGGGCGGCGCUGCGGCGCGUGCGACGCGCCCGCCGCCAGCCGCCGCCGCCGCGCGCCUUCGCGCUCGUCAAACCCGUGCCAGCCCGCGCGCGCUCCGACCGCACCUCCGAAGAACUGAGCGCGACGGGCUCCGGCUCGUGCUCGGGCUCGGCGUCGGACAGUCUGUGCGGGCGCUACCCGCGCCCCACCGCCAACCCCCCGCCGAGCCCCGCCACGGCGGGCGGGCGACGGCGCGCGUACCGCCACUACCGCGCCUGCAACCGGCCGCCGCCGCCCACGCCCGCCUCCACCGACGCCAACGAGUCGGAGCCCGAGCCCGCCGCGCGCGCGCCGCCGCCCUCGCCCGCGCCGCUGCUCUACUGACCGCCACCCGUACAUUGGUUGGGACACUUCAAUUCUCGGUGGUUUUGCUAGAGCUUAACAAAGUAAUCUCUUAGUCGGCUCUUACGAGGGUUGAGAAAGAAUGGCUCUAUUCUACUCUGCCGGAACCACAUGACGCAGCUAGAGAUACCUUCUUUAUUUAUUAGAAACCGAUAUACCAAAAUUAUCUAAAGGAGCUUCCGAUCGAGUAAUUUAUCUAAAUUUUAUCAAAAACAUACUUCGUUUUGUCAUAUAGUUACUUUUGACUCGGUGUAUAAAAAUAAUUAUUAUUUAGAAGUCCAUACGUUUUGUAUUCUAACACAUCUGUACGAAAGUUUUAUAUUAAAAAAAAAUCAGGGGGCGGAUGCAAUUAUCAAAUGCGUUUGCCGGUGGCCAGAUGUCAUUUAACAUUACUCAGGUUACAAGAUACGCCCUAAUUAUGGGUUUAACAUUAACUAUAUAUGUAUGUUUUAUCUGUAGGGAUUUAAUUAACCAAUUUGAAACCAACCAUGGACUCAAAUUCAGUUUCCUAUUAAUAUUUAUAACACCAGAAAUUUAACAUAUGUAAUGUCGAUGUAGACAAAAACUGCACAAUAAUUUACAAGCAGCUAGUCGUAAUUUAAGAAUUUUAUGAAAAUCAAAUAUUCACUAUAAAACAAUAAAGUAAACUUAUGAUCUAUGCUUAUAGAAUCGUUUGUCCUGACUGAUUAUCAAUGCUCUGCGCAUUGAGUCAGUCGUCAUUCAUAAAUAAGUCAGUCAAAAAACGUACUGAGUAUAAAAGCUUAAAAUUAAAACAACUUUAUUUUAUAACGCAAGCAUCCGCUAAGAAAGGAUUUUAGAAAUUUCAACUUUUGGAGUAAACGGAAGAGGCAAAUUUGUAUGAAUUUCACCCGUACGAAAUCGGGACGAGCAGCUAGUAUAACAUUACUUAUCGUUGAAAGGUUAUAUAUGUGAAAUAAAUACUUACAUUUUCUUAAUCAAAUAUUUAAAUUUACAUAAUAAGAUAUAUUAGUAAUAACUUGAGAGCCUAUUAAAAUAUAAAAUAGAAUAUUGUAAAUAUAUGAAAAUGUAUGUAAUUGUCUCACAUUUAAUAAACUAUAAUGUUAUGUUAAAAUAUAAAAGUACAAAAUAUGUAUGUUUAAUUACAACUUGAACAGAAAAGAACCAAAUAUAGGUAUAACGGUACUGUGCUAUUCUCUAAGAACUCACUCAAAAAUGUUUAUAAGCGUGUUAUUUUGAUUAUUGAUAUGGUAUUUCGAUACUUGUAUCCUUUAAAUAUUAUAAUUAUUUAAAUCUAUAUCAUUUUUUUCUUGAUACUGUUCUAUGUUAACUUUCGAGUUUGAUCUUACAGAAUAGCUCUACAGCCACGGCAUCCAAGUUAAUACACGACACGCUUUGUCAACAUAAUAGCACUACACAGUUAUAUUCAUUUAUAUAAAAAUAUUUAAUCUUAGUAGGAUUGUGUAAACAUUAGCAGUCGCUUUAAAAAAUAUCAGAAAAGUGAAAUCUAGGUUAUAUCAGAUUCAAUCAAUAUUAAUUACUUGAGUGGAUUUGACUAGUUAUGUAUAAUUUUUUUUUUACGCGCGUUAUUUUUUUAUUUAUAAUAUAUUGACAAAUAGUC
This is a messenger RNA of Vanessa atalanta (red admiral), 6304 nucleotides long. RefSeq names its product low-density lipoprotein receptor-related protein 6 (gene arr). The record is from RefSeq and is a predicted model, not a curated record. Gene Ontology annotation, molecular function: protein binding. Bases 163 to 4686 code for a protein of 1507 amino acids. The transcript has 23 exons. Lineage: Eukaryota; Metazoa; Arthropoda; Insecta; Lepidoptera; Nymphalidae.